Pelagomonas calceolata is the source of this 939-nucleotide messenger RNA. Lineage: Eukaryota; Pelagophyceae; Pelagomonadales; Pelagomonadaceae. The record is from the annotation of a GenBank genome assembly.
GCUGCGGGCUCUCAGCAGGCUCUCAGCACUCACAGCAAGCUAAAACACACCGCACGGACAACCGAACACGUCGGACCGGCAGCCCUACGCUCGCGAACACCGACGCAGGGCCGAAAAAACGCUGCCCCAUAAUGGCAGAGUCCACCAAGGAGCUCACGGACGAGGGCGCCAAAGUCACGACGACCGUAGAAGGCAGCGAUGCGACCGCGGCGGCGCCCGCCGAGCCGGCUGGCAAGAAGGGCUACUGGAUUAUUCAUAUUUUGGCCAUAAAAGAUGAGCAAAAGUUCUUCGCGCACCUGUCGCUGGCCAACUCCAAGACGAAAUACGGCGGCAAAACGCGCAUCUUCGCGCCCGUGAAGGCGACGCUGAAAGGAGACCCGGUCGCAUACUGCGCGGUGAUCGAAUUCCCGUCGGUUCAGGCUGCGAUCGACUGCUGGGACGACGAGUCGGACUACGCCGAGGCCCGGGCGCUGCUGGGCGAUCCCGAGACGGACGUCGUGGACCGCCGCGUCUGUGUCAUCGAGGCUGACUCGCUGCCCGAGCUCAAGCCCGGCCAGGGCUUCUGGAUCAACCACGUCCACGCCGUAAAAAUUCAAGAUCAGUUCAUGGCCUACGCGGGUCAGUCGAUCCCGCUUUUCUCGUCGGCGACGAUGGGCCCGGUCGUCCACCAGCACGUCGGCGCGGGAGCCACUUCGUACACCGUCGCCUUCGCCGCGCUGUUCGGGCUCGAGUCCGCCCAGGCCGGCCUAGACAUGCCGGCGAGCGACGCCUACACGGCCGCAAAGGCGGCAGGCGGCAUGGCCGAGGGCGAGGACGACGUCGUCGACCGCACGGUAUGCGUGAUAGAGUAUGAUCAGCAGUACGACCAGCUCGCCGCGAAGUAGCUUUCCGCAUUGAUCGCUCUCCACUGGCACGUCUAAUCUAACUCAUAUUACUACG